Molecule: messenger RNA, 5137 nt
Organism: Cyprinus carpio (common carp)
Lineage: Eukaryota; Metazoa; Chordata; Actinopteri; Cypriniformes; Cyprinidae
Product: beta-1,3-galactosyltransferase 2
Cellular component (GO): membrane
Molecular function (GO): N-acetyl-beta-D-glucosaminide beta-(1,3)-galactosyltransferase activity
Source: RefSeq, a predicted model, not a curated record
AGGGUAGGUUUGUGAGGAGUGGGAGUGAUUCUAAAUGGAUCACGUGGGAUUCUCCCCUAAGUAGGCGGUGACGUCGCAGGGCUCAGUCAGUCAGCGGAGCGGCGUCAUUUCAACAGCUGCUUUACUUUCCACUAGCCCACCCCACACAUCAUUUGAGGAAGAGGAGAGGCUUCGCUGCCUUCUACUGCACUUCAGGGUUGUGUUCCGUUAGACCAGGCACGAGAGGCCUUUUACAGCCGUUAUUCUGGCAGGAAGAACCCGCGACAGCCACCUUACUCGUUUCGCGCCGAUGUGUUUUCCCUCGUUUCUUCACUGGACAUACCUCAUAACGACUGCAGACGCGCGACGCGGAAUGUGACCGUUGAAGUUCUUUUUUUAAAAAUUCUCCGUUCCCGCCUCUAGCCGCUGUUUAUAUUUGUGGAGAAAUUAACAGGCAUUCGCUGUUUAACGGAAGAAGGAGCGAAAGUAGCGGUCUCAGUGAUAGUACCACAGACAAUUCACGGGAGAUAAAGCCUAAUGUGUGCAGCGCCAGACAACAAUAGCUCCUGACAGAUGGAAGGAGGGGUUUUGCUGCACGAAUUCAAGAUGGAAAACGAAGAAAUGCGGCUAAGUUCUUGCGAGUAGCGCGAGGGGAAGUGAAGAGGUGGUUUAUCGUCUCUUUCUUUGAGGGAAUGAUGGCGCGUGGUGCGGGUCGACAGACGGCGCGCGCAUCUUUCCACUCUGUCACAGAGUGAGAGCACAGAUACAUCAGUCUGAGGAAGCAGUCGUCCUUCAGAAGGGAACUGCCCCAAAGCAUGACCGUCUGUCACUGGGGAGGGCCAGGGAAACGCAUUCCUGCAACUCUCAUGAACAGUUUGUCAUCCCCCUCGUAGGUCCACCUGCGGCCCUGAACACACCCAUCUGCCAGCUCAGAUAACCCUCAGGCUGUUUGCAACACAUGUUUGAUGUGAUUGGUUGUGACCGCCGCGCUUUGCUAAGCAGUCCCACUCUACAUCAUGCAGUGGCGUCGGCGACACUGCUGCCCCAUCAAGAUGACCUGGAAUGUCAAGCGGUCACUCUUCCGCACACAUGUAGCAGGCCUUCUCUCGCUGGCCUCAAUCUUCGCCCUCUUUCUCAUCUACUGUCACCAGGAUUUGCUGCAGGGUCGGAGUUGGUUGAGAGACAACCCCUUGGUUUACACCAUGCGGGGUUUGCGCCCCCACAAGGAGCGUGCGAAGGGAAACCAAAGCUCACUGCGUAGCCUCUGGAAAGACAAUGGUUAUGUGCUCCCCAAACCAUCUGUUAACUUCAAUUUCAGUUCUCACCAGGCUGAGAUAACUGCCCGGGGGAUUGUGGGGUUGGAGAUCUCGUCGAGCGGGAACAACUCUAGCACUAACGGCAACACCAAGAGCUUGCACAGGGAAAUGGGAGUGGGAGGGCGUCUGGCAGCCCAGCCUUAUCACUGGCUGCUUAAUGAGCCCUACAAGUGCAACGAAAGCAGUCCCUUCCUGGUUUUGCUAAUUGCUGCCGAGCCAAGGCAGUUGGAGGCAAGGAAUGCCAUUAGACAGACCUGGGGCAAUGAGAGCUUGGCCUUGGGUUAUGGGUUUGUGCGGCUCUUUCUGUUGGGAAGGAUACAGAAUGCGUAUCCCCAGAGCUCCAUUGAGGAGGAGAGCUUGCAGUACCAUGACAUCAUUCAGCAGGACUUCUUGGACACCUAUUACAACCUUACCAUCAAGACCCUAAUGGGCAUGAGCUGGGUUGCUCGCUAUUGCCCGCACGCUCAUUAUGUCAUGAAGACGGACAGUGACAUGUUUGUCAACACAGAAUAUCUCAUCCAAAAGCUGCUAAAGCCAAACAUGGCACCUCGACAGAAUUACUUCACAGGCUACCUAAUGAGAGGCUACGCUCCUAACCGCAACAAGGACAGUAAGUGGUACAUGCCACCAGAGCUGUAUUCCAGCGAGAGAUAUCCUAUCUUUUGCUCUGGGACAGGCUAUGUGUUCUCGGGGGACAUGGCGGCGAAAAUCUACAAUGCCUCGUUGAGCAUUCGUCGCCUUCACCUCGAGGAUGUGUAUGUAGGAAUCUGCCUGGCCAAACUGCGGAUCGACCCAGUGCCACCACCAAAUGAGUUUCUCUUCAACCACUGGAGAGUGUCAUACUCCAGCUGCAAAUACAGUCACCUGAUCACCUCUCACCAGUUCCAGCCCAACGAACUCAUUAAAUACUGGAGUCACUUGCAAAGCAACAAGCACAAUCCUUGCCUUAACAUGGCGAAGGAUAAGAGCGGGCGACUGCGCCAUAGGAAGUUACAGUGGGAAGGUCUUCGGUGAUUAGCCAGGGCUCAGGGUGCAGUAGUGUUACCACAGCAUGUGCAAAAUUCAGCAGUUUAUGAGGUAGGGAACAGCACAGUGUUUUUGGUAUUGUGAAUCAAAACUAUUUUUUUUAUUUCAGAGAAAUGUUAUGUAUUGUAAUCCUGUCUUUUUAAAGGGAAGUGAGAGACAUCUAUGUGUGCGAUAUCUAGCAUGCACAACAAUAACCAUCCAAUGGCGAUACCGCCAUUUUCAGGUGCCAAUUAGUCGAGACAUAUUAAGAGGUUGCCGAACUUCAUCUUCAAGCUAACGAUUGAGUGGUAUUACUAAGGGCCAAUUUUUUCGAGAUCCUCAGUUUCUGUAAACAAAAGAAGAAAAAAUCGGGAAUAUCAUAUGGUGGUGUAUCUUUACUGUGACAUAUUUGAUUCUCAAUGAUGUCCAACCCUGACAUUAUGAGAUGAUGUUGAUUUUUCUAUCUACCUACAACCUGCAAAUGGUUUACAGUUACCAAACCAAAUUAAAAACAGUAUGUGUUAAAGAAAAUAUAUGGAAUUUAAUUGCAUCAUAGAUGUCAGAUAUUAUUAAAAUAAUAUUUUUCAAAGCUUUACAAUGACUAAAUAUACAGGUCUGCCCUUGAUUAGGGCAAGUUAAAACUAUUUAUUAAAUGUAUUUCUUAAGCACAUUGUCUCAGAGGUGUGGUCUCUUACAGUGUUGUUCAAAUUAUGUGACAUUAUCCAAAUACUAUGUUACUCAGCCUGAACAGAAACCCUGUUUUACAAUGUAAUUAUUUAGAUCCGAACACAUUUCGCUAAACAAAUUCAAUAAAAUUGUCAUAACCCAUAAACAGACAAUGAAAAACAUGGAGUUGAAAGCAUUUUUGGCUACCUCAGUGACCCCCAGGAAAUUGUCAGUGGUAUAAAUCUUGACAGGAAACUGUAGAUUUUAUCAAAUAAACAUUAUUGCAAAUAAUUCAAUUCUAAUUUACUUUUACAGACAGUUUGCCAUUCAUUUGCAAAACUAAAAAAUGUCUAAGUUGUCAAAAUCUGCAUAAUUUAUGCAAAUUUCAAAACAUCAUUAUGUACUCAUUAAAUUAAAAUGAGACUUAAAAAAAUCCCAGAAUCAGUCCCCAGAUGGAACUGAAGACUAAUGCGUUAAUGAUAAAGUAGAUAGUGUUGCUCUGGGUCAAAAUAUAUAAUUAGUGGGGGGCUUCACAACACAUUAGCUGAGAGUAAUCCAAUUAAAUUGAUGCUGGCAACAUUUGAAGGGUUUAUUUAUCAUUUUCAUUACUCAUUUGUCAGUCUAAUUUUAAUUAAACACAUAUUCGAGUGACUACGAUAAGUGCUAGAUGCAGAAUUUGUGCAUCAAUUUCCGGUGACUUGGAAGACAUUUCAAUGUACCCUUCUCACAAAUCAUAAGCACUUGAGUUUCACAAUAUAACAAUUAUUGUGAUAUAAACGAGUCCCUUCAUUUCCAGACCUUUACUUGUUGGAAAAACUUCAGUUAUUAUUAAAAACAGACUUUGACAGCGGAAACAGUAACUGUUUUAAAGAUAAAAGAUGAAUCUUUACUUCAGAGUAAGAAUGGAACAAUUUACUUGUAGACUCUUAUGUUUUCAUGACACUUCUGUGUUAUAUAAAAAUAGCAACAAAAACGGCAAGUGGUAAAGACUAAGAAAAACUAACAAACUUGUUUGUGAACUGUAAUAACUUAAAAAAAAAAUGCAGUUGUUUAUCUCACAAUGCAGUCAUUGUUUUACCAUUUAAAGCAGAUAAUUUGAUGAGUUAUAUAGACCUGAGUUUCACAAUAUUGUGGCACAGUAAGUUCAUUUCCAGGCCUAUACUUGUGUUUGGACAGUUUGCUUCCACCUCCACCCAGAAAUACUAAAAAAAGACUUUGACAGUGGAAACCAUUGAAGAUAAAAAGUGGAACUUUACUCUAGAAUAGAAAUGGAAUAAUUUUACUUGCAAGCUCUUGAGAUUUCACAACACUUCUUCCUAAUGUAAGUACAGUACCAAAAAUAAGAAGUGAUAAGGACUAGCAAACUUGUUUAUGAACUGCAGUAACAUAAGAAUUUUGGUGCAGUCGUUAAUCUAUUGAAAUAUUUUCUACACAGCUUAUUUUAAGCAUCAUAUGGACUAUAAAUAAAUCACUAUAUUUAAAUGUUACAGUGCAACACUCAAAAUGUGCAAACUGUCCUAAGCAUCAGGAGAUUUCCAGGAACUCAUUGCUUUAGACCCUAAAACCAUCUGUUAGAAAUUACAUUCUAACACAAGUCAAUUCACAAAGCAACUAGCAAUUCCAGUGCAUUGCAAUCCAUUAAAUACUCAUCUGUUGUUAAGCAUUUAUCUUCCUCAAUUAAUAGGAAUCAAAGUUAUGGCCAAGGGCGAGAGAAUAUAACAAAUAGAAGCAGCUUUCAUUCCAUCGCGCCACGGAUUGCAGUGCAAUCACAAAGAAAGAUUAGCACACUUCAUCCACAACACUUUGUCCCACUGAUUUACCAGAGAGAGAGAAACCAAGAAAAAAAAUAACUGGGGGCGAGUGAUGAAUGAACAGGAAAGAGGCUGUGACUGAUCAGUAUUGAAAACCUGUGCUGCUCUUAAUGUGUGAAAAGUGAACCCGGCAAAAGAACUCUGAUGUCCACCAUGAUGGAGUGGGUCGCCGAAAGCACGGACCCAGACACGUGUUUCCAGAAAUAUAGCAAGUACCAGAGUAUGAUGAAUGUCCCAAUAGCACCAAAAGCCUAUAGCACAGCAAUGAGAUUGAAGAAGAAAAUUCUCGCUGAAUCAGUAGGGUGUAAUUUUGCUUGUUCAUGUUUUGAUAUGUAAACAUAUAAAACAAAUUCAAUCAAA